This is a messenger RNA of Penaeus indicus, 835 nucleotides long. RefSeq lists its product as uncharacterized. The coding region runs from base 155 to 712 and encodes 185 amino acids. Lineage: Eukaryota; Metazoa; Arthropoda; Malacostraca; Decapoda; Penaeidae. The record is from RefSeq and is a predicted model, not a curated record. The transcript is spliced from 2 exons.
CUGAGGUACCUUUGGCGCAACAUCGGGCUUGCUAUCUCUCUAUGCUCUUCCUUGCUUAUAUUAACAAAGUUAAUAUAAUAGCAUUUUGAACACAUUUUGCGCAAUCAGAUUUCUUAAUCACACUGUAUCUAUUUUUCUUUGUGUAUCUUAGAUCAUGGACGGGCUUUUAAAGACUACGGUAGUGGUGGUGUUCGUGGCCCCUUUGGCUCUGGCUAUUCCCACAGCACCCGAGGCUCCAGCAGUAACCGAGGGUUACGGGGAACUUUCAACCUAUUUCGAAAAUGAUUUAGCAACAACCAGCGACAGCGAGGCGCAGGACGGCGCAAACCGUGUGCUAACAGGAUUUGGUUACAGCUAUGGUGACCAAUAUUUCGGCUCAUACCCAGGCUAUCCUCAAGGCACAGGACCAACCUUUAACCAGUGGCAGUAUAAUAACGGCUACUACGAUACAGGAUACCAUCAAAAAUGUUCACGCUACUGCCCUGGAUCCAGACCUGGAUCCUACAUCUGCUGUGGCCCAAGCCACCCCAAUGAGCCUCGGUGCCCGGAGGUGAGGGCGACCUGCACUGACCCCUACUACUACAGCAGGCCUCCCCAGCGGUGCGAGAAUAGCCAUGAGUGCUCGCCGGGUUCACUCUGCUGCUACGAUACGUGCCUGGACCAUAAGACAUGCAAGCCUGCGCAGUAUGGAUAUGUUAUUCGCCAAAGCUGAAUAUAUUUGUCCUGCUUUCAUGAUAUGUUAUUCUGUAUCAGAAGUGAAUGAUAUACCAAAUUAUGUAUUUCAAUAGGUGCCUCGAUAUUUUGUAGUAGUUAGCACAAUAUAUAUGUAUUCAUA